CGGUCUAUUGCAAUCAACCAUGAUGAGCAUGGCAUCCAGUCCGGUAGGCAAACGCAAACGGGCUGGCCCCAUCGAGACCGUGCUAGGCGAGCUAUACGUCGACACGACUCCGCGCAAGAAGCGAGCCCGCUUUGACGCCAACGCCUACGCGAACGAGCACGGCGAGGACGACCCCGACCACGAUACCGAGUCGUACGCGGGCAGCUAUACCGCGUACGCCAACAGCAUCAAUACCACUCAUACCAUCAACGAGACCGAGACACCGGUGACAGACGCCUCGAGCACCCGCAGCAAGACCAAGCCGCGCGAGAAGAAGUACGCUUGCACAUGGCCCGACUGCGUGAAGAAGUACGCCCGUCCCGUGCAGCUGCAGGCCCACAUCAACUCGCACACCGGCGCGCGGCCCUACAAGUGCAUCGAGGAUGGCUGCGAUAAGGAAUUCAGCAAGCGCGAGCAUCUUACCCGCCACCUCAAAGACAAGCACGGGAGCAACACCUUCACCUGCCUGCACUUAAUCUUCAACUCCAAUAGGGGCAUACAGGAGGAGUGUGGCAGGUCCUUCCCCUCGCAGACGAAGCUCAAACGCCAUCUGGCCGCGCACGAGGACAAGGAGGAUACGACGUGCAGCUGGGACGGCUGCGGCAAGGUUUUCCGCAAGCAGGACACGCUUCAACGACACAUCAAGGCCGACCACCUGGGCGAAGAUGCCUAUCUGUGCACCAUCAAGACGGUGGAUGGGCACCGAUGUGGCAAGUCCUUCUCCACUCCGAGCCAACUUCGGAGCCACGAAAGGAAGGAACAUGAGGAGCCCAAGUACAUCUGCGAUAUUUGUGUCAAUACUGGUGCGCCGCCACCUGUGGAAUUCAUCGUCAAUGAUCUCGAUGAUGAGUUCCUGCCCGGACCAGAAGACACGCUCGCGCUCGACGAAGAACCGGAUCAUGGCAUGAUGGACACGCUCUCCUUGGAAGAGAAGUCUGCGACUGCACCAGGUCCAGGUCGCUUCAUCACACUGCACGAACUGCAGCGCCACAACAAAUUGUUCCAUCCACCGACUUGUCAUGAGUGCCGCAAAGUAUGCAGGUCGCAGAAAGAGUUGGUCGCGCACAUGGAUAUUGUGCACUCGGAUGCACCAAAGCCUUCGCCCGCGAAACGCUUUGUCUGCCCUUACGAUGGCUGCGACCGGUCGACGAUUGAGAACGGGUUCGCCAAGAAGGGAAACAUGCAACAGCACGUCAAGAGUACCCACGCCAAGCACCAGAAGUUCGUCUGCGGCGAAUUCGACACUACCGGCAUCGACAAGCUGAAUGGGUGGACACGCAUUGGUUGUGGCAGAGUGAUGAAUACCAAGGGCAGCCUCAUUGGACAUAUCAGAACUCAACACAUGGGUCUUCCCGCGCUCGUCGGCAAGCGUACUGGAUUGCUAGAUAAGGACAGGAAAUAUCACAUCUCCAAGAGACCAAGUGCAGCUGGAGGGGUCAUUUCUGGUGAAGAGCACAACAACCAUGAUGUCGAUAUGGGAGGUGAUCCUGCUUCGGCCAGAAUGUUGUCGUUCAUUACUGGAUAUGGCUACGACCAGGUUCGACCCUUUGCCUGCUUGGAAAAGUCUAAAGGCUGUCAAGGCCGUUUCACCAAGGUUUACGAACUGGCAUAUCAUAUGGAAAUGACGCAUGAUUGGAACGUCGACGACAUCAACGAUGCCAUUGAGGAUCCCGACACGUUUGCCCCGGAUUGUGGUCACGGGAAGGAAGAUGAUCUGGCACUCAGGCAGAUGCUGGAGACUGAGCUUGGGCGCUCUCAAUCUUCUCAACAGAACAUGGCAGAGCCUUUUCUGCAGGCGAUGCAAAACUAGGAGGUACUGCUUGAGCACUCUCUGCGUAGGCUAGUGCGAGACUGAAUAGGUGCACAGGGUUGAAGUAAUAUGGAGGUGACGCGCAUGGAGUUGGAUGUUAGGCUGUUUUUCCGUUUGAGAUACCCAUUUGAUAGCUAUGCAUUAUGAU
Sphaerulina musiva SO2202 is the source of this 1997-nucleotide messenger RNA. RefSeq lists its product as uncharacterized. Gene Ontology annotation, cellular component: nucleus. Lineage: Eukaryota; Fungi; Ascomycota; Dothideomycetes; Mycosphaerellales; Mycosphaerellaceae. Bases 20 to 1849 code for a protein of 609 amino acids. The record is from RefSeq and is a predicted model, not a curated record. The transcript has a single exon. Gene Ontology annotation, biological process: regulation of transcription by RNA polymerase II.